This is a messenger RNA of Fusarium pseudograminearum CS3096, 5061 nucleotides long. RefSeq lists its product as uncharacterized. The record is from RefSeq and is a predicted model, not a curated record. The transcript has 3 exons. Bases 1 to 5061 code for a protein of 1686 amino acids. Lineage: Eukaryota; Fungi; Ascomycota; Sordariomycetes; Hypocreales; Nectriaceae. Gene Ontology annotation, cellular component: membrane.
AUGUCUACACCAUACUGGGGCCAGUUGCCCGGACCAAAGGUCGCCCAGGGCCAUAGCCGCCGCAGGUCUGAGUCGGACAACUAUACCUAUAAUGCUGACCGUAGAUCUUCGCUCGAAGCUGCCCCAGUUCGCAAAUCGAAUCCGAACCGUGCUUCUUCACAAACUCAGGGCACUGAAGCUCUUUCUGAAUCUACCUUUAGUCCUUAUGAUUCUCCUACCACUCCUGGUUUCGCUCCUCAAGGUCUAGCUCCCAGACCAUCUUCAUACCGCCGAGACAUCACUGCUGGAGAGUCUUCAAAACCGCGCUACAACACCCGACAGCAGCAGCAGCAGCAAGACUACGACGACGAGCCAUUGUCGCCUGCUCAAGACGCUCCUCGCGGCCCUCCUGUGAACUAUCGCCAUCCGUACGGUAACGGCGGUCCUUCUAAUACCCACACCGCUCCCGAUCCUAACCCACAAGACGACGAUAUGGAAGAUGACCAGUACCAGCGCUCCUCCCAGAGGACUGGAGGUCAAAGAUAUGACCAAGGCCAAGAUGAUUUCUCAAGACGAGGUUCGAGCGCCAGCGCAUACGAUCAAUUGCCUAGGAGAACAACAGGCGGGUCAUCAAAACGUCAAAAAGCGUACGCAGACGACCGAUCACCCCUCCAAAGGCUAGAGUUGACGCUCGAUAGUAUGACCAAGGAGGAAAAGCGCGCCCGAGUAGAAGCCGCCGAAAAACGCGCCAGAGCAAGACAACAGGCCAUGAAAGCUGGAAAGCAACCCGCAAGCGGCCCGCAAGUGCAGCAGUCGCAAGAACGAAAACCCUCCAUCACAUAUAGCGAGAGGCGUCCGUCAGGAGGCGGAGCCUUCUUUUCAGCUGGACAGCCUUCAGCGCACCGAGAUGCUUCCCAAAACUACUCCAGAGAAGCACCAAGAGAGGCUCAAAGAGAUACACAACGCGAUGUUCCACAAGACACCUACCAAGACAUUCCACCGCAGAAUGCGCCCAGAGAAGAGACUGCUUCUCCAUUUGUGUACCAGGAGCUACCUCCUCAAGUCACUGUACAAAGAGGCCAUUCGCAUCGCCGUCGCAGUUCUGUUGCGCAACGGCCAGCAGAUGACAUGACUUUUGCAUCAGGCGCAUUGCGACAGCCAGAAGAAGUUGAGCCUGCGCCCAUGCGCAUGGAACCUCAACCUGCCGUUCCCAGAACAGUUGAGCCAGCCUCUGGCAUUCCCCAGCGCAACCUGAGUUUCCGCGAACGAGCGGCUCGAGAUAACGCACAGCUUCCUGAACGGUCUGCGCCAAUGCCGAUGCCAAUGCCACAGACCCAACCAGUUCAGCCUCCUGCGCAAAGCAGUGGAUUCUCUCUGACCAGAAGUGGCAGCAACAAGCUCAGGAAACCACCUCCACCUGAACUUAACUAUCCUCGCAGGGUCAUGUCCGAAAGGCGCGCUCCUGCUGGACCCCCCAUUUCAAAAUACUGCCACCAGUUUGAUGAUGAUUAUUAUUAUGACGACCAAGAUGACCUACUUCCCGCUCGACAGAUUCCCCAAGAACUCCCUACCCGACAGAACACCCGAGAGGUUACUCAAGAACUUAAUGACCGCUUUACCAGGGACAAGGAGCUUCCUCCCAACCCUCCACAGACCACAGAUGCGCCGAUUGAAUUCAUACCGACCCGUCAACAGAUGCCUAUGCCUGGCGAUAACCAAGGCAUCAAGAGACGCGUUACUGACCCUGCCCCUAGGGUUCAGUAUGCUGAUGAGGAUGAGUUCAUCCCGCCUCCCCAACGCACCAAGUCCAUUGGCACCAGACUGCUUGGCAGAAAGGACGAUGAUGGAUUCCAGGCUCAGAACCAGGCAGCUGUCCUCAGGAAAGCCGACCGGGCAGACAGCUUUUCUUCUGAAAGCUCCGAAGGACACCACGUUUCAAACAUGGUAUUCAAGCGCCCAGAAGAGAUGGUCCCUGGUGAUGGCCUUUACCUCCCACCUCAAUGGCUAGAUGAGUGGAGGAAGGGAACCGUUGGUACCUUGUCUGGAAGCUACUUGGAUAUUCAAGAUGGUCCCGUUGCUGAGUCAGACGCGCACCAGGCUUGGUGGGAGCAGGAUAAGAGGAAGAGCUUCUCCGCGCCACGAAACGCCGAGGCUUUCGAUGGCGAGUAUGAUGAGCAGACCCCUACUCGCUUCAAGCCUCCGCUUUUCAUGAAGUGCGGUCCGCUUUUGAGAUAUUGUGGAAUCAAGCGCGAGAAGGUCCCCAACAGAGCUGGUAACCUGGCCGAACGAGAAAUGUGGCGUGGCAGCAUUAUGAUUGUCACUCAGGAUUCUGACUCUUCAUAUGACAUCGCACCCACUCUGCGACUCUUUGUUCAGAGUCUCGACCUGCUGCCAGCACCUCCCCACAGCAUCAAAGGAGACCUGUCUCCUGAGUUCAUCGACCCCAUCGCUGGCCACCCCAAGGUGGGCCGUAGAGGAGAAACCCUCUAUGUGCGCCCUGUGGAGCAUCUAGAGGAGUCAAAGGACCUUUCUCGGGACGAGACUGACGCAGGACUCUUUGAGCAAACCAUCACCCCGCUUGAGCUUCCCGGCCCCGAUGGCCCAGCUGAUCUGCCCGGCUCAUUUGCUAACCGCAGAAAGCGGGCAGGCGCUGAUGGCGAGAAGGUCCAGAAGUACAAGGACAUCAGAGGCUUCAGACUCCAUGCUGAGCGUGGAUGCACUUUCUGGCGCUUCAACAUCGAGGUUGAGUUGCGCGAGGGACAGCAGCAGCGCAUUGCAUACCGUAUCAACCGUGGCCCCGCCACAGGUUUCUGGGUCCCUGCCAAGGGUGAGACGAUGAACAUGAUGUUCCACAGCUGUAACGGCUUCAGCUCGAGUGUGAAGCCUGAUGAGCUUAGCGGACCCGACCCUAUGUGGCGUGAUGUGUUGAACAACCACCAAUCUCGACCUUUCCAUCUUAUGAUUGGAGGUGGUGACCAGAUCUACAACGACUGUGUGUCAAAGGAAUGCAGCCUUUUCAAGGAGUGGCUCAACAUCCGCAACCCUAUCCACAAGCACACUGCCGCUCUCACCCCUGAGAUGCAAAAUGAGCUGGAAACCUUUUACCUCGAGAGAUACUGCAUGUGGUUCUCUCAAGGCCUGUUUGGUCUCGCCAACUCACAGAUUCCCAUGGUCAACAUGUGGGAUGACCAUGAUAUCUUUGACGGAUAUGGUUCGUAUCCUCACCACGACAUGAAGUCCCCAAUCAUGAGUGGUCUGGGUGCUGUCGCGCACAAGUACUAUAUGCUGUUCCAGCACCAGUCUAUUAUGACUGAGCUGGAAAACACCGAGCCAAGCUGGAUUCUUGGUAACGAGCCCGGCCCAUACAUUAAUGAGCUUGGUCGCAGUCUGUUCUUGUCUGUUGGUUCAAAGGUCGGACUUCUCGCUGUUGAUUGCCGUACAGAAAGGACGGAGCAUGAUGUUGUCUCUGAUAAGUCGUGGGAGAAGAUCAUGAACCGUCUCUACGCUGAGGUCCGCCGUGGCCAGGUUGAGCAUCUGCUGGUGCUCUUGGGUAUUCCUAUUGCCUACCCCAGAUUGGUCUGGUUGGAGAAUAUCCUGACAUCCAGACUCAUGGACCCCGUCAAGGCACUUGGACGCACCGGUGUCUUGGGCAAGGCCCUCAACAACAUCGAUGGCGGUGUUGAAGUCUUGGAUGAUCUCAACGACCACUGGACUGCCAAGAGCCACAAGCAGGAGCGAUCUGUCGUGAUCGAAGACUUGCAAGAUCUUGCCAUUGACAAGUCUCUUCGAGUCACCAUUCUCAGUGGUGACGUUCACCUUGCUGCUGUUGGACAAUUUUACUCCAACCCCAAGCUUGGACUUGCUAAGCACAAGGACCCGCGAUACAUGCCCAACAUUAUCUCAUCAGCCAUCGCCAACACACCACCCCCUGAUCUGAUGGCCGAUGUGCUGAACAAGAGGAACAAGGUGCACCACUUUGACAAGCAAACUGACGAAGACAUGAUUCCCCUCUUCCAGCAGGGAGUUGAUGGCAAGCCAAGAAACAACAAGCAUCUCCUCCCUCACCGAAACUGGUGUGCCAUCCGUGAGUGGCAGCCAGGUACCACGCCACCACCUACACCCCCUGGGUCUGAUGGAAGAAGCUCAAGCCCUCCUCCUAAGGGUGGCCUUCUCCGAAGGUUGUCCCUCUCCAGGAGCAAGUCUACGUCUUCCGAUACUCGACCCGACUUUAGCAGAGAGACUGUCCGCGGUGGAUCCCGACCCCCCGUUACGCGAGGGGGUGGUGGUCUGUUCCGUAGCUUGUCACGACGCAACUCGACAAGUUCCGAACGUCCUCCUGCAGCCAAGCUUCAGCGAUCCAUGUCUGUUGACCAAGCCCCUGAAGGCAAAAAAUCAGGAUUCUUCGGCUUCAUUCGACGACCUAGUCAGCGUCGUGCUGCUGAUGAUGGUGGCAUGAACGGCGAAUGGGACGACCCUUACUAUGAUGAUCCGGACUACUACGAGGAGCCUCUGUCUCCUCGCCGUGGAGAUCCUGGCCCUUCGGGCAUGCGAGGAGGUGCCGCAUAUGAUGAGUACACCGAGGGUGACGACUCUUACUUUAUGGCGGCCCGACCACUCCAGCGAGCCCAGACUGUUGGAUCGCGAGCCAUGUCACACUCGCGAGAGGCCGUGGGCCCCAUGGCGCCCAUGCCUCGUCCUGGAGACUUUUAUAGGACGCCUACUGGCCUUUCAACAAAGCAAAAGAAGCAGGCAGACAAGUAUAGCGUCGAUCUCGAGGGUGGACUAGAUAUCACCCUGAAUGUCGAGAUCAACCCCAAGGACCCUGCCGGUAUCACCAAGCCAUACCGGCUUUUGGUACCAAAGCUCUUUUAUGACUAUGAAAAUGAGAACGAGAAUGACGCGGGAGUCGUUCCAGAGCAGGACCCAGAGAUGGCCCAGGCUGGAACUGCAGAAGCUCCUGAACCAACUGGAUUCAAGAGACUUCUCAGCUUCCGCAAGAAGGCGAAGAACCGUCCUCCACCAGAGGAUGACGAUUAUAGUGAAGACGACGAUGAUGACAUUGAUGUUUAUCGUGUAAGAUAA